This is a messenger RNA of Prorocentrum cordatum, 306 nucleotides long. The record is from the annotation of a GenBank genome assembly. Lineage: Eukaryota; Dinophyceae; Prorocentrales; Prorocentraceae.
GCGUCGCUGGAGGAGCACGCCCUGGGCGCCCAGGGGUGCUGGUACUUCGAGGCCACUGGGCGGGUGGUCUUCAGCCCCUCCGGAGCCUCGGGCGCCGCCUUCGCGGACUACCGGAGUAUCUGCCUGGGGAUCUACCAGAUCUACCCCGAGGCCUACACGGUUGCCGCCAGGGGCGCCACGUGCGCAGACAUCUCCCUAACCGCGCUGAGCGAUCGCAAGAUCUGCCUGUCGUACGCGCUUGCCGUCGGCCUCAACUUCAGCGACACCGACCAGGUGGGCCUCUACGGGUGCAUGUACUUCGAGCCU